AUGGCUCAUCUCAAGCUCUACCUGCUCACUUUCAAUUGUGGUCGAACAUUGGUCGAACCUGACGUUUUUGGUCAGCACAUAUUGGAUGGAUGGCAAGAUCCUACUUCGUCCGAGCCUUCACUUCCUGAUGUGAUUGUUCUCAACCUACAAGAGAUAGCGCCACUGAGCCAUGCUUUCCUGGGUGGAAACCUAGUGAAGCCUUACUUCGAUCGCUUCAGGCAGGUAAUUCAAUUGGCGACGACAUUCGCGCAUACACAAGACAACAACGAUGAAGUUGAAUACGUUAAUAUCAUUACACGCAAUUGUGGUCUUACAGCACUUAUGGUGUUUGUACGCGCGGAGCUCGCUGACAAUGUGCAUACACUAAGUACGGCAGAAGUUGGAGUUGGAGUAUCUGAGAUGGCUAAUAAAGGUGCUAUCGGUGUUCGAGCUGGUUGGAAAGUUCCACGUUCUGAAGGUAUCCUGUACACAACCUUUGUCAGUACCCAUCUUGCUGCAUUUGAGGAGAAAAUGGAACGAAGAGACCAGGACUAUAAAGAUAUUGUGCAAGGACUUGUUUUCUCACAGCAGAUUACACACGAAGGGCAAAAUUCGACAAACUCGGAAGCAGAAGUUCCCUUACUGAGUGGCAGCUCUUCAGAAGAUCACAGCCACGACUCCGUACACCAGGGUAUUUAUGCAGAUGAUUCUUACCUGUUUGUCAGUGGCGACUUGAAUUACCGCACUGCCAUAUCUGGGCCUAUGAAGAAUGACUCUGAGUGUUUCCCACAGCCGAGCAAAAACACCGAAAGCCCUAAGCAUUUCAGCCAUUUACUUGAGAAAGAUCAACUAACGCAGCAAUUGCAAGCCGGCAAAACACUGCACGGACUGAAAGAACAACGCAUUCAGUUUCCGCCUACAUACAAAUACCGCACGAUUGCUGACAAGCCGAUUAUUUUGGAUGAAGACUCAAAAUCGUGGCAGUGGUCGGACCAUCGAUGGCCUAGCUGGUGUGAUCGCAUCUUGUUCCCCGCCACGUCUACCUUACCGGUGCAGGCUGGCAAGUAUUCAGCAUUACCAAUUUUCAGGACCUCAGACCACAGACCAGUCGUGCUAUCCGCCGCUAUACCUUUGCAACCAGUUUCCGGCUCAAAGUUUUCGAAAGAGACGCCCAUUGUUUUCGAUCUAAACCAUCAAAGAAGACGCAGUGCAGCGCGACGCAAAGAAAUUGCCGUCGGGCUCAUCGCAUAUCUUGGCUUAACUUGGGAGGGCAACGCGCUACUGUUCGGAACAACAUUCAUGAUACUCGGUGUGAUUUAUAUCUCCAAAUCCAUGACUUGA
Lithohypha guttulata is the source of this 1320-nucleotide messenger RNA. RefSeq lists its product as uncharacterized. The record is from RefSeq and is a predicted model, not a curated record. Gene Ontology annotation, biological process: phosphatidylinositol dephosphorylation. Gene Ontology annotation, molecular function: phosphatidylinositol-4,5-bisphosphate 5-phosphatase activity. The transcript has a single exon. The coding region runs from base 1 to 1320 and encodes 439 amino acids. NCBI's taxonomy places the organism in Eukaryota, Fungi, Ascomycota, Eurotiomycetes, Chaetothyriales, Trichomeriaceae.